UCCAUAGGUCUUUUCGUUCAGUCGCGGCCGUUAUCGUUACGGUUACACGACGCACUUAUGUAAGAGAAAGUAACCUGGCUAUUAUUUUCAACUUUACGACAAAAUGGAACGAAAAUCAAACGGAAAAUCAGCGCCGGGAUCUAGAUCUAGAUCUACACGUGAUAGAAAGAUGACAGUGAAGCUCUGCCUGUCAGUGUUGGGUGCUGUCCUUGGCUCUCUUCAGUUUGGGUACAACACAGGCGUCAUCAACUCACCUGAAAUGAGCAUUAAAAAUUUUAUGAACGAGACUGAGUUAAGACGGACGGGAGAGCCAAUGUCCCAGACGAAAAUGACAAAUUUGUUUGCCCUCAUCGUUGCCAUCUUUGCCGCAGGUGGAUGUCUGGGUGGACUUUUGGCAGGAUGGUGGGCAGACACUUUUGGAAGAAAAAAAGGCAUGCUGUUGAACACCAUGACGGGAGUGUGUGCGGCAGCGCUGAUGUAUUUCAGCUACUUAGCCGAGGCUUACGAAAUGAUCAUAGUUGGUAGAUUUGUUGUUGGAAUCAACUGUGGCCUAUAUACAGGACUAACCCCCAUGUACCUGUCGGAGAUAUCCACACCUAACAUCAGGGGAGCCCUGGGUGUCCUGCAUCAGCUGGGUGUCACAGUUGGGAUACUCUUGUCACAGAUACUGGGCUUUCCGGAACUUCUCGGCAACAUGGAGUACUGGAACCUGCUCUUAGGUCUGACUGUGUUACCAUGUGUAUUGCAGCUGGCUGUUCUACCAUUUUGUCCAGAGAGUCCCAGGUUUCUGUUGAUAGCAAAAAGUCAGGAAGAAGAGGCUAAAGAAGCACUUGAAGCCCUACAUGGAAAUGGUCAGGUCUUGGAUGAGAUAGAUGAGAUGAAGAAGGAGGCCAGUGCACAGAGUCAGGAGGAAAAGGUGACCAUCAUCAGUUUACUGACCAGACCAGCCUUCCGUGUGCCAGUGGUCAUCAGCAUCGUCAUGCAGUUGUCACAGCAGCUGUGUGGUAUCAAUGGGAUCUUCUACUACUCAGCCAGCUUGUUUAAAGAUGCAGGCCUAGCCCCAGACACAGCCACCCAUGCCACAAGUGGUGUUGGCGUGGUCAUGGUUGUCAUGACAAUCAUAACAAUCCCUCUGAUGGACCGGGCAGGGAGGAGAACUCUGCAUCUGAUUGGGUUGUCUGGCAUGCUGUUCUUCAGUGUCUUGAUCACUGUAACCUUAGCCCUAAGGGGCUCUGUGAGCUGGUUUAAUGCUGGCAGUAUUGUCGUCUCACUGCUCUAUGUUGUUUUCUUUGCUGUUGGACCAGGUUCAAUACCGUGGCUGAUUGUGUCUGAGUUGUUCAGUCAAGGUCCUAGAUCUGCCGCCAUGUCUGUAUCUGUGCUAGUCAACUGGAUCUCAAACUUCUUGGUGGGGUACACCUUUCCUUUCAUGCAGGGUGCCCUGGGUAACUACACCUUUCUGCCAUUCACGGGCCUGCUGGUGCUGUUCUGGUUGUUUACAUUCUUCUACGUACCGGAGACCAAGAACAAGACCAUCAAAGAGAUCACGGCCCAGUGGGAGAAGAAAGGGGAGGACACCGAGGUGACCUCACUGGUCGUACAUAAAGCCUGAGCUGACCAACACAACUCCACACCUCUGGCCAUCACAACUCCACACCUCUGGCCAUCACAACUCCACACCUCUGGCCAUCACAACUCCACACCUCUGGCCAUCACAACUCCACACCUCUGGCCAUCACAACUCCACACCUCUGGCCAUCACAACUCCACACCUCUGGCCAUCACAACUCCACACCUCUGGCCAUCACAACUCCACACCUCUGGUCUAUGUUGUUUCCUCCCCAGGGCUCAUUCACUCACAUUUUAAACUAGUUUCUUUAAAGAUUUUUUAAAAACUAAAGUUUAAUUUCAUUUUGAGGAUUUUAAAAAUGUUUUUGAAUCAGAAGCUUUAAGUUGGAUAGAUUUUUUUCAAGAUUUUUAAAAUUUAGAUCCCAUCUUAAAUGGCUGCCCCAGAACAUGUCAACAGUAUAUUGCAUUGCUUGUUGUAUAUUUAUUACUGUUUUUAAUUAUUACUCAGGUUUUGAGUAAUAUUUAUUUUUUUAUUUAAAUUUUUAUUUUACAAAAAAUAUUCUUAUAAAUAUUGUUCAAAAUCAUUUACAUUAAUUAAUCUCAUUUUAAGAACAUGCCCAUUAAAUCUAUUUGUAAUGAGAUAAUUAUUGUUUUACUGUAAUUAACCAGUAUGUAAUUUAUAAAACUUCAUUAAGACAAUCCUGUACAAAUGUGUUGACCCUAUUAAAACAUUUGAUCAUUGCCUAUAUCAAUUUAUCAAAUAUAUUUUUGUUAAAUGUAUAUUUUUGCUGAAUAUACACAGAAAUGUUAUACAUUUUCAAAUGAAAACCUUACACAUGUUGAUUGUUAUCUUAUCUGUUUUUGUAAUUAAAACAAAUGCUGAUGUAUUUAAAUUGGUAGUUCAGAUAUUGAAGAGCAAUUCAACAUCGUUGUAUCUUUCAUGCAUUUAUAACCAUGUUUACCAUGAAAUGAUUUUACAUGUCAAGAUGCUAAACAAGUUGAAACUAGUUCACCGCGACUUCGUUAUCAAUUUACUGACAAUUAGUUAUUUAUACUGAAUAUUGGCUGUGCUGUACUUGAAAUAAGAAAUACAAAGACAACCCGCAUUUAAAAUUUUGUAAAGGGACAUAACAAAAUGUUCUCUACAAUAGGCACAAUACUGCUUCUUUUUUUGUAUAAAAGAAAUUGGAAAGUGGAAGGUGGCUAAUUUUUUUUUUAUAAAAUAGUAACUUUUAAAUAUCUUAACCUUUGGUUAAGGAUUAACUAUGUAGGUUGAGCUGAUCACCAGAGCUCAGUUUUAAGAAAUACCAAGCUUUUAGAUCUUCUCCAAAUACUUGUAACUGAUUUAGUUCAAAUUAAUCCCAUGACACUUAAAUUAUUAACUUUAUAAAGUAACAUUUAAAACCUGCAUAGGCUAGAUGAAGUUAGAGUUGUGGAAUUCAUCUGUUUUCUUGUAGUGUUCCACUGUUUUGCUAACACAGCUGAGUGGACUCAGGAGAAUGUUAGGGACUUAAGUUCCUGAUUUCAACACUUUUGGGGUGACCAGCCAAAUGUUCUACCACUCAACCAUAUAGCUGCUUACUAAUCUACACCAAACUUUUUAAAACAACGCUAACUAAUCUACACCAAACUUUUUAAAACAACACUAACACUAACUGAUCUACGCCAAAUUUUUAAAGCAACACGAACGCUAAUGGAUCUACACCAAACCAUUUGUAACAACACUAACCCUAACUGAGCUAAACAAAAAUGUUUUCAUCAUGCUUAAAAAUGACAAACAAUAAAUAAAAAUGGUCUACAGGUCUAAUGUUGUGCACUAUUUAAAUCCACUUUACCUGAUCUGCGAUAUAAACCAAAAAUUACUUCAUUCCUGUAGUUCUCAAUGUAUUUAACCAGAUUAUAAAUGACAUGUAUGUUUUCUACAAAUGUAUGCUAUCAACAUUGACAUUUAUUUAUUGAGCAACAUAAACUGGUUUUUUUACAAUCAAAAUCUAUUUAUAAUGCUGGCUGCUGUUUUUACUGAUAGAAAUCAGGAAAUUGAUCUGUGUGUGAAAAAGCUUUUGGUAUCCACUGUGGUCAUUUGUCCUUCUGUCCUGUAGAACUAUCCAAUGGGCAAUUAGUUAUCCAGACAUUAUCCGGCCAUUACAAUUGCAAUCCAUGAAAAAGUCUAGUGGAUAUAAUGUCUUCUUGUUGUUUUUUUAGUGUAUUUAGCUGUUACUUUUCAUCUCAAUAUGUCUGUGGUUGUAAUUGUGUAUGUUACUGUCAAUCUAAAUAUGAUGUAUUUAAAUGUGCUACUGUUCAUCCAUAUUACAAGUAUGUGUUACUAUUUAUCCAUAUGUAAAUAUGUAUGUUACUACACAUCUGUAUGUAUCUGCAUAUUGUUCUAUGAUCACACCAUAUGACUGCAAUAAUUUUUUUUAAAAUUGUAUGUGGUAUGUGUUAUAACAAUAGGGUAAUCUUUUGUUAAGAUGAUUCUUUUCUAAGUGGUUAUGGGUACAACCUUUUUAUUCCUCCAUUUUUUUCUUGUUAAGUUUCAGCCUCUGAGCCUGAAAUUGUUUUUUGGUGAUUGAAGUCAGGUUUUUGUUUCAUGUCAAGGGACUUAAUGCAGCUCCAUUGAAUACUUUUCAUAUAAGUUAAUUUUUCCUAGCAUUUUUAAAAAUAAGUUUUUUAACCCACUGAUCUGUCAUAAGUUGCUGGAUGAGAUAUAUUAAAAUGGUGAUGUUUUAUAGAUGUUUAUAGCUUAAUGAUGUGUUCAUAAACAUUUUUAGAAUAUUUUCUUUAUUGGAAUAAAAAACAUUCUGACAAUUUUUAAAAUCUGAAAUCCAUAUCAGUUUAAAAAAAAAUGAAUUAUACUUAUACAGUUUAUUCUCUCUUGUUAAAAAAUAGACAUUGUUUUUUUUUUAUUCUACUGUACUUGAUGAAAGAUUGUCCAAAUAUUUUUUUAUUUUGGGAAGAUGAAGUCUGAUCUCAGUGUUGACCAUUGGUAGCAGCCAUUCUAUUGUUUGCGCUAGAGUAGUGUAAUUGAACAUUUUAAAAUGUAGGAAAUGCAUGCUAAUUGGGAAUCUGAAAUAUAUUAGAAAUACAUUGUGUAGUUUGAAACUAUUUGUACAUGAGUAAUCUUCUAUUGACUAAUAAUGCUACUUAAAGUUAUUUAGGAGUUAAUUUGUCAGAAAAGACUUUUUUUUAAUUGUUUAAUGGUAUUUAAAAUAUUUU
Molecule: messenger RNA, 4779 nt
Organism: Physella acuta
Lineage: Eukaryota; Metazoa; Mollusca; Gastropoda; Physidae
Product: solute carrier family 2, facilitated glucose transporter member 3
Biological process (GO): monosaccharide transmembrane transport
Cellular component (GO): membrane
Molecular function (GO): hexose transmembrane transporter activity
Source: RefSeq, a predicted model, not a curated record